UUUCUGUAUUUUAGAUUAAGAUGGCAAAGAAACAUACACAAAGACUUUUUAAAAGAAAGAGAACAAUUGGACAGAAGAUUCUUGGGUUUGUAAGAGGAUUUGACUUUUAUGGCAAAAACAUUGUCCUUACUUACAAAGGAGAUGAUAAGUAUAGAACUCACAUUGGAGGAAUAGCAUCAGUUGUGGUCGGAGGCAUUGUGCUAGCAUAUAUAUUAUUACUCGUUAAAGUAAUGAUUGAGAAGGGAAAUACUUCAUACGUCAAAUCAUCUCUACUUAAUGACAUCUUAUAACUAAUUCAGAAGUUCAUUAUCCAGCUCAAAAUGACUAUGAACCAGAUACUGGAAGGUCCCAAUUUGAUUUCGCCUUUCAGUUCACAUCUGAUGGUGUAGAUUAUCUCAACGAUCCUACAGCAUUCACCUUUGAAAUGAACUUGGUUGAGCAAGAAUGGGUAACUGAAAGCGGCAUUCCUAAGACCAAACGGAAUUACACUUCAAUCGAUGUCGAAAAAUGAGGGGACACAAAUCUCAACUACGAUGAUUUGACUGAGAUAAAGCGACUUGGCAUUGACAACUAUUACUGACCUAUUCAGAGCAACUUCUCAGUUGCUGGGAGCUUCUUCUCCCCUAAAUACCACUAUAUAGAGAUGAAACUGAGGCGCUGAGUUAGCGGAGGCAGCGUCACUUGAAAAAGUACAACAGAUCUAGAAUCAUUGAUUAAAGAUUCUAGGUUCUCUUUAGCCAUAGUAAACACAGUUGUAGACCUCAAAAAUUACAAAGAGCCUCUUCAAUAUAUCAUCGAUGACGGGUUUUAUUGGGAGUUGACCCCUAACAUUAGGAAGAAGACCGACAUUUUUAUCAGGAAAAAUGAAGCAACUUUUCAGGACGAUUACAUUCAGCUAGGAUUCCCAGAUGAGAGAGAAUUUUAUCAAGUGGCGACUUCCCAAGAUAGGUUUGAAGCAGAAUCCUCUAAAGGAGAUGUGCUUUCAAUCUACUGGAGAUUCGACAAAACCAGUGAUGUGUAUGAAAGGAGAAUAUACUCGAUUGGAGACCUUCUAGGUCAGGCUGGUGGAUUUUAUGGAUCUUUCAUUGGAAUCGGCUCAAUAUUCUUAUUCAUAUUUUCAGAAAGACUAUUUGUAGCCUCCAUCCUGAGAAAGAUAUACCAAAUCGACACUUGGCAAGAAAGAGAGAGGUUGGAUCCAACUUUGCGAAAGAACCAUAAGAAUUAUCAUAAAAACAGGCAAGCUAUCUACCACACUGAUGGUCGAAAGAAAAAGGAGCCUUACACUGAGAGUGAAAAAUUUCACGUAGAGACUCUCAGAGAUAUUAAGAAUUUUAAUGAUCUCAAGGAAGACCAAAGAUCUAAGAGUAAUAAGACAGAUAUCUUAGACAAAUGAGAGGAAAGUAUGAGAGAACGAAGAGUUCUUAGAUACGGGUACUCUGACAUCCUUCAUUAUAUUUUUUGAUGAGUGAUUUGUAGGAGAAAGAAAUCCAUGCGAUUGCUGCCAAGAUUCAGAGAGCACCUUUACUAUGAAAUUGGUCAAGAGAAAUUAUUAGAAGAGUUAGAUUGAGUGACGAUAAUUAAAUCAGUUAGGCAACUGAAACUUCUAACACUAGUAUUGCUUACUAAAAGCCAAAAGUUUAUGAUGAAGUUCCAAAGAAACAACGUAAUAGAUUCUUCAUCAUCAGGAACCUCCGACGAAGGUCAGAUGAAUAUAAUUAGCUUAAUGGAAAAAUCUCAAAAUAUUCAGCACUCAAAAUUGGUGGAUAAAAAAAUAAACAAAGCUAUUACUAGAUUUAAAAAUAAAUAAACUCCAAGAAGUUGACCAAAGAAUAGUUAGUGGUAUUGUUAAAAAGAGAUUCUCCGAUUCAGACAUUGAUGACGGAGAAUCAGACUCCUUGUGUAAUAUUGGCUCUGAUAUGCUUUCUGAAGAAUCCAAAGAAGUUAGCUCAGAUCCUAAGAGGCUAAAUACUGGAGUUCCUUUGAUAGGGAAGAACGACUCCAUCGACCAAAACUCUAUCCACAUGCCUCAGCUCAUUGAUGGAGAGGUAGGAAUUACGAAAAAGUUGCGUCAAAUGUCUGCUUUACAAUCAAAUAAUAUAUCUGCACCAUUUUCACUGUUUCCUCAUGACCAAGAAAUUCAAGCCAACAGAAAGAAGAAAAAGUACAAAAAUUCAUCAACUAAUUCAUAA
Moneuplotes crassus is the source of this 2189-nucleotide messenger RNA. Lineage: Eukaryota; Ciliophora; Spirotrichea; Euplotida; Euplotidae. The record is from the annotation of a GenBank genome assembly.